Arachis ipaensis is the source of this 513-nucleotide messenger RNA. Its product is annotated as homeobox protein BEL1 homolog. The record is from RefSeq and is a predicted model, not a curated record. NCBI's taxonomy places the organism in Eukaryota, Viridiplantae, Streptophyta, Magnoliopsida, Fabales, Fabaceae.
AUGAAGGCAGUGGUGUCUUCCUUUCAGGCGGUGGCUGGAAACGGUGCUGCCACGGUUUACACGGCUUUGGCACAGAAAGCCAUGUCUAAAUAUUUCAGGAACCUGAAGGAUGCAAUAAUGGGGCAGAUUCAAGCGACAAAAAAGGCCAUGGGAGAGAAAGAUCCAAUUGCAGCAGGCACCACCAAGGGAAAAACCCUGAGACUGAAGAUCAUUGACCAAGCUUUGAGGCAGCAAAGGGCAUUCCAGCAAAUGAGCAUGAUGGAAACUCAUCCAUGGAAACCUCAGCGUGGCCUUCCCGAGCGCUCCGUUUCUGUUCUCCAUCCUGGUGCAAGUCAACACAAUAGCUCGGUAGUUCCGAAGAGCCUCUUCUGCAAAUCAAGCACUGUUUCAAACUGGUUUAUCAACUCAAGGGUUCGUCUAGCGGAAGAAGAAUGCUUGGGGCGAGUGAUGGACACAUUUGGAUCAGUGGAGCUUGAUUUCUCUUCAUACACCCAGCAGCAGCAGCAACAUUAG